Messenger RNA from Myzus persicae (green peach aphid), 2412 nucleotides. RefSeq lists its product as uncharacterized. The record is from RefSeq and is a predicted model, not a curated record. The transcript has 2 exons. Bases 1 to 2412 code for a protein of 803 amino acids. NCBI's taxonomy places the organism in Eukaryota, Metazoa, Arthropoda, Insecta, Hemiptera, Aphididae.
AUGUUUGUGAAGACCACCUAUCGUGCUCCAUGUGGUCGAUUUUGUGUUGCUCUUCCGUUUCGCCCUAACGCCCAUGAGCUCGGGGAGUCUCGGUCUUUGGCCCUUAAACGUUUCUAUAAUCUAGAACGUAAACUGAUGAAAGAACCACAAAUAUACGCAGCUUUUUGCAAAUUUAUGAAUGACUAUCAAAGACUUGGCCAUAUGGAAGUUGCACGACAAGCUGGAAAAUACUACAUCCCUCACCAUGCAGUACUAAAGUCAGAUGGUGACAUUUCAAAGCUCCGAGUGGUCUUUGACGCUUCCGCCCGGUCGUCUUCCGGUUUAUCGCUCAACGACGUUCUAUAUAUAGGACCAAAACUCCAAACAGACAUCAGAGAUAUCCUUCUUCGUAUUCGACUACACCGAUAUAUUUUUAUCGCCGAUAUACGUGAAACACCCGAAGAAGAAAUAAAAGAGUUCGAGUUACUGAUGGUGACAUAUGGAGUUAGUUCAGCACCUUACUUAGCCAUUCGUUGUCUCCACGAGUUGGAUGCUCAAGAAAGUAAUCGAUUCCCAGGUACAAGAGGAAUUCUUACCACCAACACUUAUAUGGAUGACAUAGUCGUCGGUGCUGAUUCGGAGGAGGAACUUCUAUCACUCCAGAAACAAAUCAUUGCCCUUCUGCGGUCAGGUGGGUGCGAAUUGAAAAAGUGGACGAGCAACUGCCCUAAAAUAUUGCAACAAGUACCACCGGAGGAUCGUGCUCAGCAGGCGUCAUUCGAUCCAAAAGAGGAUCAGACUCUCAAGGUUCUCGGUCUUCACUGGGAUACUGACUCUGACUACUUCGCAUACCAUACUCGAACUCCGGAAUCUCAGCUAUCAAGGCGGAAGGUUCUAUCCGUUAUCGCUCGAUUAUUUGAUCCUAUUGGGUCCUUGGGUCCAAUGCUUAUGUGGGCAAAGGGAUUCAUGCAGAAGCUUUGGCACGAACACCUCCAUUGGGACACGCCGCUACACGAGAAUCUGAGCACGGCCUGGAACCAAUUUCUGACAGAGUUACCAACCAUACAUCAAGUCACUCUGCCACGUUAUAUCAAUGUUCAGUCCUGCUCUGAUAUUCAACUUCUCGGAUUUUCUGACGCAUCAAUGAAGGGUUAUGCUGCUACCAUUUAUUUGAGUGUUGUCUACACUUCUGGAAAUGUGCCUGUUCAUUUUGUGUCUUGCAAGACAAAGAUUGCUCCAAUCAAAACUUCUCAACUAAAUGAAUCAUUAUCAAUACCUUGUUUAGAAUUAUGCGCCGCAUUGUUAUUGGCUCAAUCACUAUCUCACAUUCAAGAGGUUCUCUCAACUACAAUCAACAUAUCUCAAGUUCGUGCUUGGACUGAUUCAUCGAUUGUCCUAUCGUGGUUGUCGUCUGAAAAAAAAUAUUUUAAGAUAUUCGUCACUCAUCGCGUUGUAAAAAUCCAUACACUGGUUCCUAAUUGUCACUGGGGUCACGUUCGUACGCAUGAAAACCCUGCUGACCCGGCGUCACGAGGACUUCUACCCGCCACCAUGGCAUCUUCGUCACUACAUUGGAACGGACCAGAAUUUUUAAAUCGUCCUGAAAAAGACUGGCCAGCGUCAACGUUCAGUCCAGUGCCCUUAGAAGAGUUGCCAGAGACCAAAGCCGAUAAAGCAACCGUUCUCCAAGUCACUAAAAAUCUACCGCCUAUUGAACCCUUUCACCGCUUUUCAUCCAUAGUCAAAAUGCAAGGAGUCCUAGCCUAUUGUUUCCAUUUCAGUCGUCGACCUGUGUUAACUGGUCCACUCACAAGAGCAGAAUCGGAUCACGUCUUAACCACUGCCGUUAGAGAGACACAAAGGAUAUAUUUUUCCAGUUUAAGGAAACAGUUGACUACAUCGCAGAUGAUAACUCCCGCUUCACUCGCUCAACUUGCCCCAUUUUUUGAUAAUGAUGGUUUGAUUCGUGUUGGAGGUCGUCUUCGAUAUUCAGCGUUAAGUGAAGAUGUGAAACAUCCUAUUCUUUUGCCACAUUCUGCACAUGUCACUCAAUUAUUAAUUCGUCAUUAUCACUUGAGUUUCCUUCAUGGUGGACCCAAAUUGGUCUUAUCCAUGAUGUCACAUAAGUUCUGGAUCAUCUCUGGUCGUGACGCCAUCCGACGAUUCAUCUUUUCAUGUGUCACGUGUAGCCGUCACAAAGCAGAUAACCCUCGACCAUUUAUGGCAGAUCUCCCAUCAAGCCGCGUUCAACCACACCUACCUUUUUUACACGUGGGUAUGGAUUACGGAGGGCUGUUCGUCAUCAAAGAAUCUCGCCUUCGUAAUGCUCGCACUUCAAAGGUGUUUGUUGCUCUGUUCAUCUGCAUGUCAGUAAAGGCGGUCCAUUUGGAAAUUGUUUCAGACUUGACUACAGACGCCUUUCUCGAUGCAUGA